Drosophila melanogaster (fruit fly) is the source of this 1055-nucleotide messenger RNA. RefSeq lists its product as uncharacterized. NCBI's taxonomy places the organism in Eukaryota, Metazoa, Arthropoda, Insecta, Diptera, Drosophilidae. The record is from RefSeq and is marked reviewed. Bases 328 to 915 code for a protein of 195 amino acids. The transcript has 2 exons.
CUUGGCUAUCACCAGCCAUAUGGCAAAACAUCAGAAGUAAAAUUGUCUGUGAACACACAAAGCACACGAAAAAAUCUCGGAAAAAAAACUGUACAAAAUUUAACUUCGCUCUCGACCAGAUUUACAAAAUUUUUUUUUUGGCCAAACUUAAAAUUAGGAAUACAAGAGAACGGUGUGUGUACCAAAAUCAAAUCGUGUUUAGCUAGUUGACGUCAGGAUAUAUGCUACUUUGAUUCGUUAACUAUUUUCAAGUGAUCGGAAGCAAACGCAGAGGCAUUUCUAAUUUGUGCGUUGCGCGACUUUCAGAGAUCGUAGACUCGAUUAACCAUGGGUAAAAAGGGCAAAGGAAAGAAGGGCAAGAAGCCCGCCGCAGUUGUGGCUCCCAUCGAAGCGCCACCAUGUCCUCCGUGUCCGGAACCACCAAAGCAGAUGCAACCACUUGACGCUUGUCCAGAGUCUAGCGGACCCCACGAUGUCCUUCGGGCUCAACCGAAUCAUUACCCGGCUCUUCUUCGUAUUCCGGAAACAAUGGCGGUGGUGGGCUCUGAGAAUGGAUGCUACGAUAGCAUUUGCAAGCUCCUGAGAGCCGGAUUCCGGUGUGCCGAGCGGGUUUUCGUGAUGGCCCCUUGGGGCAACUACGUGGUUUUCCGGUAUCACAACAAUAAUGACUUUAUUUACUUCCUGUUUGAUGGAUGCACCUGCGAUGUUAAUAGGUUCCGCUAUCUAGACCUCAGCUGCGGAACUGCUGGAUUUCUUUUCUUCGAUAAUAUGCACGACGUUAUUAGUUAUAUUAUCCAGUCUCGAAAGACGCGUCUAUAUCUGGAGAAUCUAAACAAGAUUGCCAUUGAUCAGAUUGUGGAGGAGUAUGGCGCUGUAACGUACACCCAAAAGGCAAAAUGCAUGCGAUUCGCUUAAAUAGGUCCCAUAUGAUUUCUAACAAAAGAGGGCAACGCAUACACAACGAGGAUAAUACUGGACGACAAGCUUUGCUCUAAACAUUUAACAUAUUUUGGCACAAUCUUUAUCAAUAAAUAAUAAUCUCUUUGAAAGCAACU